AUGUCCGGGGCGGCCGUCGAGGCGUUCCCGUGCGCGGACCUGGGGGCCUCCGCCUGGGCGUCCUUGCUACGGCUCGGGCCGAGCGCGUCGGUGGCGGCCAGCGCGUCCGUGGCGGCCGGCGCGUCGCUGCUUGUCCGAUCUGCCGCAUUGGAUACCUGGCGAACAACCACCGGUCACGAAAUCGUCCAGUCGUCCCUUCUUCAGCGAUUUGAGGUCAAGAAGCUUAUCAAGGAGAAAAAGAAUGAUGCUGGAAUUUUUGAAUAUAUCGAUAUAAAUAAAGAGCUUCAAGAGGGAAAGACGACAAGUCAUUUUGCUGCUAUGUUUUCGGGAUCAGGGAGGGCAUACUAUGUUGGAGGUCAGCGAAAUCUUGGCAACAAUUGCUUUCUUAAUGUCAUCCUCCAGGCACUUGCCAGCUGUGAUGGUUUUAUUUCCUUUCUAGAUAAUUUGCUUGCAACUGAUGGCUUGCUACCUGAAGAAAAGGCUGUAAGAAUACCUCUUCUUCUUGCUUUAAGUUCUCUCUUGGAAGACUUAAGCAUAGUUCGAGAUGAAAGGACUGUGUUGAAUCCACAUGGAGUAAUGCAUGCUUUGAGUUUGUAUGUUGGUCGCUUCAAUCUGACCAGACAGCAGGAUGCUUCAGAAGCUUUUCUCCAUCUUCUGAUCUCAUUGAGGGAUGAAUUUGCCCAUUGUUAUGUACCACAUAGGAGUUCUCUGGCAAACAUCACCCUUUCUGACUCCAAAGUAUACAAGCAAAGGGAAGGUAACCUGCCUGAAUGCAAGCGCUGGAAACAAAACCUAUUUGGCCCCUUUGAUGUGACAGUUGGCAUCAUAUUGUCUUGCAGAAACUGUUCUUCUGUGCUGUCAUUGGACUUCGAGAAUUUCCACUGCUUGCCUCUUUCGCCAGUCCUUAAUGCAAAUGGAGAUAUUACCAGUGGGUGUAGCUUGGUGGAUUGCCUAAAGUACUUCACUGUGGUGGAGCAUCUUGACAACUAUCGUUGUGACCGGUGUUGGCACAUCAUUGCUGCCAAAUAUCUUUCUCUUAGAUCAGAAGUUGAUGAGGUAAUUAUGUUCAACUUUGUAUUAAUUAUCACUGCACUGGAAAUUCUAUUGCGCCCUUUGCAAUGUUGAGUAUGACAGCUACAUUGAUAACUGUUACAAGAAAAGGUUAGCAAAGCUUCAAUCCUGUGUCGACUAUGGCACUUGCAGUUGCAGGGAUAUGUUCCCCCUGGAGUCACUGCCAUGUUCAUCAUCUUCACGAGCAACAAAGCAGCUGAUUAUCAGUCAGUGCCCGAAGGUAUCCAAAAUUUAAGUACUCGUUGAGACUCACAUCAACUGUCAUAAAAUUAAGUAACACCUCAGUUGUUUCUCAUCCAAAUACCAGUGGAGACAAUGAUGUGACUUCGGAUAACAAAUCUCAGC
This is a messenger RNA of Zea mays, 1416 nucleotides long. Its product is annotated as ubiquitin carboxyl-terminal hydrolase 27. The coding region runs from base 1 to 1125 and encodes 374 amino acids. NCBI's taxonomy places the organism in Eukaryota, Viridiplantae, Streptophyta, Magnoliopsida, Poales, Poaceae. Gene Ontology annotation, molecular function: cysteine-type deubiquitinase activity. Gene Ontology annotation, biological process: protein deubiquitination. The record is from RefSeq and is a predicted model, not a curated record. Gene Ontology annotation, cellular component: nucleus; cytosol. The transcript has 9 exons.